Teleopsis dalmanni is the source of this 964-nucleotide messenger RNA. RefSeq names its product translocon-associated protein subunit beta (gene SsRbeta). The record is from RefSeq and is a predicted model, not a curated record. Gene Ontology annotation, cellular component: membrane; endoplasmic reticulum. Lineage: Eukaryota; Metazoa; Arthropoda; Insecta; Diptera; Diopsidae. Bases 155 to 736 code for a protein of 193 amino acids. The transcript is spliced from 3 exons.
AUAUGCAGACACGAAGUUGUACGAGGCUUGACAUUAUUGUACGAGGUAUUCCACGUCACAUUGGAGCAUUUGUUACAAUUGAAGCGACGAGUUGUCUUGUAGGGGUGGCGGUUUUUGGUGUCAAAUACUGUUGAAUAGUAAUAUUAUUAAAAUCAUGUAUAAAACAUUACUGGUUAUUUGUGCCUUCUUGGCAAUUUUCAAUGUGUGUUCAUCUGAAGAGGAGGCAACUACAGCCACAGCUCGCCUGCUGGUUUCAAAACAAAUUUUGAAUAAAUAUUUGGUUGAAAAGAGCGACUUGGUUGUCCGUUAUAAUAUUUACAACGUUGGUAGUGGUCCUGCUACUAGCGUUAAGUUAACUGAUAACGGUUUCCAUCCAGAUGCGUUUGAGGUAGUUGGUGGCCAGCCCUCUGCUGUGAUUGAUCGUAUUGCGCCACAAACCAACUAUACACAUGUGUUAGUUGUGCGUCCAAAAGCUUUCGGAUAUUUCAACUUCACUGCCGCCGAAGUCUCUUACAAGCCAAUUGAAAACGUCGAUAAGGUGCAAUUUGCUGUCAGCUCCGAACCUGGUGAAGGUGGAAUAGUCAACCUAAAUGAUUUCAAUAAGCGCUUUUCUUCUCAUUUCUUUGACUGGGUUGCUUUUGCCUUCAUGGCGCUACCUUCUUUAGUAAUUCCAUUAUACUUAUGGUAUUCAUCCAAAAGCAAAUAUGAACGUUAUGGAAAGCACAAAAAGCAUUAGAAAAAUACAUUUUUAUAUGAAAUCGCUAGCAAUAAGUAAAGCUCUUUGCAUUGUGUAAGACUAUUGUAUGAUGGUGUAAAUUUUUUACAAUUUUUUGUAUAUUCUGUACUCAAGAUGUUCUUUUCCAAAUAUAAUUUAUUUGAAAUUUUUGUUUUAUCAGGAAAAGAAUUUGAGACUGAAAAAUCGUUUUAGAUUUGCUUUAGUGAAGCUAAAAAAGAACAAGUUAAC